Pelmatolapia mariae (spotted tilapia) is the source of this 1365-nucleotide messenger RNA. Its product is annotated as immunoglobulin lambda-1 light chain-like. Lineage: Eukaryota; Metazoa; Chordata; Actinopteri; Cichliformes; Cichlidae. Bases 161 to 1114 code for a protein of 317 amino acids. The record is from RefSeq and is a predicted model, not a curated record. The transcript is spliced from 6 exons.
GCAGUCUUAUCUGUGGGCCGCAGGGGCUGAUGGGAGCUUUGAGGACCUGUUAGAAACCACGUGGCCCUCGUCUGAUCUCACAGCUCGUCCUUGUUUGGCCUCAGCUGCAUCAGAGCGCCACUUCUCCCCAGGUUCACCAGAGGAAACACCACUGCACAAAAUGCUUUUCCUCCCAGCUGCUGCUCUGUGCUGUCUGUGUUCAGCACUGGUUACCAUGGCAGCAGAACAGCUGAUUCAGGAUGGUCCAACAAUGACCAGGAGAGUUGGAGAAAAAGUCAGUUUUACAUGUGGAGGGAUUAAUCAGUGUAGUAGCUGGAUAUUUUGGAUCCAGAGGAAUCAUGCUAAAACCUUUAAAAUUAUUCUUGCUAUUGAUAAAAGAGAUAAUGCAAUCAGUUCAAAUUAUUACAAUCAUCCUCAGAAAAGAGAUUUCUCAGUUGAGAUUAAUCGUAAUGGCUGCGAGUUGAAGGCACAGAAAGUUAAGAGCGAUCAUUCAGCCACCUACUACUGCGCCUGUUGGGUUUCUGCUCCUCACAGUUACUACUUCGUCUUUGGCUCUGGAACUAAACUGUCUGUAACAGAUGAGCAGGUAGUGAAGCCCGUGGUGAGCGUGUACCCAGCAGCAUCCAGAGCCCACCUGGAGGGGAACAGCUCCCUGCUGUGUGUGGCCUCAGCCAUGUUUCCUCCUCUGGUCCAGUUCUCCUGGAAAAGACAGAAGAAGAACGGCGGAGAACCGGAGGAGCUGCCCCCUGCUGAGGGAGAGCAGCUGGAGCUCAGAGAGUCGGGACGCACCAUUGCCAUCAGGAUGGUUGAUGGCAGUGAUUCUGACACAUAUAAAUACAGCUGCUCGGUGAAGCACGAGGGGGGCACAGUGGAGGCCCAAACACAACAAGAGGUUCCAGCUCCAGCAGCCUCCUGUCCUCCAGAGAGAGAGCCAGCAGACCUGCCAGCUCUGCAGCCAGCUGACUUGUCCUUCCAGUCUCAGUGCAGGGUGAAGCUGCUCUGCCUGCUGUACACAGUGCUGAUAGUGAAGAGUCUGGUGUACUGCUGUGGACUCUCUCUGCUGAUGAUCCUCACAAACAAGGGAGCGUCCACCAACUGCACACAUGCUGACUGACUGUUUUCUGCUCGCCUUUUCUCACCAUCAAAUCUCAUCAAUUCAUCUCAUUCAUCACUUUGAUCAGUAUCACAAAUGUUAGUUAUGAUGUGUUGUGCUUAUUUUGGCUUUUUAUUCAAUAGUUAGAAGAUCAUCUGAAAUAAAUACAUCUUUACAUGUAUUGUUACUCUGAGUUAGAAUUCUUUUUGUACUUAUUGUGACUUUUAUUGUAGUAACAAAAAUCAUCAGGUAUAUUUUUAUCACAAGUUUUC